Trypanosoma cruzi is the source of this 284-nucleotide messenger RNA. Its product is annotated as calmodulin, putative. The annotation marks the transcript as partial. The record is from RefSeq and is a predicted model, not a curated record. The transcript has a single exon. Lineage: Eukaryota; Euglenozoa; Kinetoplastea; Trypanosomatida; Trypanosomatidae.
AUGGCAAGCGCUUUUGAUGAGAUUACUCGUCAAUUUUUAAAGCGUAACUAUGACGUGUUUGAUCGAGAUAAAAUUGGGCGCGUACCUCUUUCGGAUCUUAUUACUCUCUUGCGGAUCUGUGGAGCCACACCCUCUGAAUUAGAUGUGGAGAGCUGGAAAAAAGAAGCUGAUCCUGACGGACGCGGAUCCAUGAAUUUUGACGGCUUUUGUCGCGUUAUGAUGAUUGCCUUUCAAAACAUGAAGACUCCGAGAGAUCUUAGGGCGGCAUUUGAAGGACUGGAUCC